This is a messenger RNA of Struthio camelus australis, 4721 nucleotides long. RefSeq names its product platelet derived growth factor D (gene PDGFD). Gene Ontology annotation, cellular component: membrane. Gene Ontology annotation, biological process: positive regulation of ERK1 and ERK2 cascade; platelet-derived growth factor receptor signaling pathway; positive regulation of phosphatidylinositol 3-kinase/protein kinase B signal transduction. The record is from RefSeq and is a predicted model, not a curated record. Gene Ontology annotation, molecular function: growth factor activity; platelet-derived growth factor receptor binding. Lineage: Eukaryota; Metazoa; Chordata; Aves; Struthioniformes; Struthionidae.
UUAUUUUUUUUCCUGCACACAACUCCCCCAAGCAAACAAGCAGCCCACAACAACAACAAACCAAACAAGUCAGGGGGGAGAGCAAGAGAGAGAGGGAAGCACCCUCGGUGGAGAGAGCCGGGUUUCUUUGCAGAGACACGGUCCCAUUCACAGCGGAUCCCAAUGCAACUGCUCAUCCUCCUCCUCCUGUACGCUGUAGUCUGUGCGAACUUUUGCAGCCGUCAGGGCACCACUGCCCCAGCCCAGAGCGGAUCUAUAAAAGCCUUGCGGUCCUCUAAUAUCAGGCGAGAUGAGAGCAAUCACCUCACAGACUUGUACCGGAAAGAAGAGACCAUCGGCGUGGCGGGAAACGGCUGCCUGCACAGUCCGCGCUUCCCGAGCAGCUACCCCCGGAACCUCCUGCUGACAUGGCGGCUGCGCUCCCCGGAGAGCACGAGGAUCCAGCUGGCUUUCGAUAACCAGUUUGGACUGGAGGAGCCCGAAAACGAUAUCUGCCGGUAUGACUUUGUGGAAGUGGAAGAUGUAUCGGAAACCAGCACAGUUAUACGAGGACGAUGGUGCGGACACAAGGAAGUACCUCCAAGAAUAACAUCAAAAACAAAUCAGAUAAAGAUAACCUUCAAAUCUGAUGACUAUUUUGUCGCUAAACCCGGAUUCAAGAUUUGUUAUUCCCUUGUGGAUGAUUUCCAGCAUGCAGCCUCAGAAACCAACUGGGAGUCAGUCACAAGCUCUGUCUCAGGGGUAUCCUAUCCCUCUCCAUCAGUGACUGACCCUACUCUCACGGCGGAAGCUCUGGAUCAGACCAUUGCUGCAUUUGACACAGUGGAGGAUCUACUCAAACACUUUAACCCAGACUCCUGGCAAGAAGAUCUUGAAAAUUUGUACACGGACAGUGGCCACCAUUACCGAGGCAGGAGCUACCAUGACAGGAAGUCCAAAGUUGACCUGGACAGGUUGAAUGAUGAUGUGAAACGCUAUAGCUGCACUCCAAGAAACUACUCUGUCAAUUUAAGGGAGGAACUGAAGCUGACAAAUGUAGUUUUCUUCCCCCGCUGCCUCCUUGUCCAGCGCUGUGGAGGAAAUUGUGGCUGUGGGACUUCGAAUUGGAAAUCCUGUACAUGCAUGUCAGGGAAAACAGUGAAAAAAUAUCAUGAGGUGCUGAAAUUCGUUCCAGAGGCUGGGCAUCCCAGAAGGAAAGGCAGAACCAGGAACAACAUGGCCUUAGUAGAUAUACAGCUGGAUCACCAUGAGCGUUGUGAUUGUAUCUGCAGUUCAAGACCACCCCGAUAAAAAAAAGAAAAAACAACAAGAUAUGCUAAUUGCAGCUUACUGGACAUUUACUUUUAAGCAGGAUUGCUCUGGGGACCUUUACUCACUAAUCAUUUGAACUUUGCUACUAGCCUGCCUUUGCAAUUAGCAAAAAUGGUUGCUGCGUUUCAGCGUAGCUGUGCUGAUUUAGUGCCAUGGCAGCUAAACAGGUAUAUCAUAGAAUUAUGUAUCAGCAUCCAAGAAUAUAGGAUUAUGUUUAGCUAUGACUAGAUUCUGAGGGCUGAGAUUUUCACAUCUCCCUUAUUGGCCUUAACUUCACAAUGCCUAAUGAAAUUAAUCAAAAGUUGUGUAGCUAAUUGUGGUAGCUGGCAAUGAAAUAACAUUGUGCUUCUGCACAUCUCUCACUCAACAGGUUCCUACACUCAAAUUUUGCUAUCAUUUCUACCUGCUCAACUCCCCUAACUGUCAGUAGAGUUUUGUGGGUAUAAAUGAAGAGAUAAUUUGAUCCCACAAAAAUAUAUGAUGCUUAAUCCAGCUCCCAAAAGGAACUUUCCAGUGUUCCUUUCCAAUACAGUGACAUAUAAUGAGGAAAAUCCAGGACUAUGUGAAAUAGAACACCAGUAAAAUCGAAACUCACUGUUUGUGCUCAGGCAAAUCAAGUGCUGGAAUUCGUAAAUGCUUAGCAUGAGCUAGGGCACUGGUGGUUGCAGGGGCUGCAGAGGACAGUACUUCUGCAUUAAUGCUCUAGCAUCACAGGAACCAUCAUCCAGAUUUCCUCGAGAAUGGCAACAAGAGGGCUUCUGCCAAGGCCCCAGAUAAAUCUGCAUGUGCUGGUGCUUAUUCUGGUCACUGUACACCUGGACUGGACUCUAGCCACUUGCCUGCAGUUGCCCACAGUUUCCCAGGAUGAGCCCCUUCGAUAUGAAAAGCGAAAGACAACCCUCACGCAUUCUCUUCCUCACUGUAGUUCAAGGAGUACCACGUUUCCCCGAGCAGGCAAUGGAGAUAAGGCACUUGUUUGUUGAAAGUACUGAUUCAUUUUGCAGUUGCAUUACUGGGAAACAAAACUGUGCUUGAGAUUUCAUUAUCACUGUUUGGUUUGGGGUUUGUUUGUUUGUUUGUUUCAAAUAAGGAAUAUUGUUACUUCAUCAUAUAUCCAUUAAUCUUAGUUAUCUGAGGUUAGUUGUCUGAUUUCAGCUAUAUGUAUUGCCAUGGUUAAACUGUUGACAGUGAAUUUCUUUUUCAUUGCAUUUUGCUGAGGCAUAUUUGCUCAUUAAGCCAACUCUGUCUGUCAUGGAAAAUGUGCAUCAUGUGUUAACUUCCACAAAAUGAAUAUUAUUAAACACCACCUCAUAAUAAAAUAAGCACUUUAAAAGCUACAGCAUAGCUUCCUGUACCUGUUAAAAUAUUCUGAAAGUGCUCUAACUGAAAAAGGAAAAAAAAGUCCUUCCAAACUGGCUUUAAAAGUUUUGAAAUACUGCUCCAAAAGUUGUUCAGUGUAAAUUGCAGGCAGUUUUAAGUCUGGAAUAGAAUUGGACUUUUGAUCAUGAAUGUAAUAGAAUGGGGUGGCAUAUUUAAUGGCUGAGGUUUUAUAUUUAAUAGCAGACACAGGCUGCAUCAGUUCAUUUUGUGUAUGAUGCCUCUUGUGUUUCUGCCACUCUGAAAGAGCACAGUAGUUUGACAACAGUGUGUCAUAAUUAAUGGAAUCUCGCGUAUGCUAUAAUAUUGAGCGCCUUUAGGCCAUUCUCUCUCAGUUAUCUACAAUUUAGUAAUAAAAAAGUGCCCUAAUGUUAUAACUUAGUCUCUUUAUCAACUCAAGUAUUUUAUGAGUGCUCUGUCUUUUAUAAUUUUAGCAAAACUUUCCUGAAGCAUCCCUUAGAAAUGUUGUAUUACUUUAUUUCCUGUACUUCAACAUUUGAGAUUCAAAAUGUGUGGAAUUUUUAUUAUUUAUAUUAGUUUUUCCUCUCUGGCUCCCAGAUAUCUAUUUAAAAAUGCACUUGAAUGCUGAGUUAGGAAGUGAUUCAUCAUUUUUCAAAGCAAUUCACUUUUAAAGAACAACCCUGUAACCAAAGAUUGCCAGCUUGAUUUCUUAUUUCAGGGUUGUUUAAAGAAGACUUCAUUCUUUUUCUGUCUCUAGCUUAGCAGCAAGAUUUACCCUGCUCUUCCAUAACUUUUAGCUAGUUUUGGAAGAAAUUUGCAUGGGAGACACUAGUGAUUGUUUUUGAGACAGUGCACUGUCUCUAAAAGAUAUUCCAGACUGAAUGGUGCACAAAUGUGGUCCGCAAAGCCCUCUGGCCUAAUAUUUGGCAUUGGUUGUAGGACACAUCGAUUUCAUAUGACUUUUUGCUUAGGGUAGUCCAUUCAUUCCCGCUCCUCAGGGGAAAAUGUUUACUAGGCAUCCACCGUGCCUGGCAUCUCCCAUGCAUUUAUGCAUGUUCAUCCAGUUUCCAAUCUGAAUAGCUGUGGGGUAUUUCUAGAGGGAAAUUUUAGGGAUUUUAGGGAUAUACCUGCAGCUAGGCGCCUAAGUUACCUCUACAAGCAAUGGAGAAAGAGCUAGAGGCUCUUCUAAAGCGUUCUGUAGAGCCCCAGGUUCAAAUCACCUAGUAUGGGAGCUUUUCUCUCUCUAGUAGAUGAUAUAUGAAUGGCCAUUUUAGAGACUAGCCAACUAAAUUAGGUACAGGCAGUGGUGGAUGCCAGGGCCCAGCAGAGAAAUUCAGCUGUAAAGAAAAAAAGAGAUUGGUAUAAUAGGGAUUAUCCUCUUGCUUAAUUUUGGUUUAAUUUUCUUAAAUAUAGCCUAAACUUGUCAGAAAAGUCUUUCCCCUGGGACACAGAGCAAUGAAUGGGAACCACUGAUGAGAAGUCAUUGCUUCUUGCUGACAUCUCCUAUAAAGACAGUGACUUCUAUGCUCCAGGUCAGCGCAGAAGAGGGUUCAAGUAUGGGCUUUGUGUUGCAGUGUGAGGGUGAUAAUACGCAUAUGAACUAAAUAAAGCUCCCAGAAGCCCAAACCCCAGGCUGCAAUGACCAUGAUGAAAUCAAAUACCAGCAAAACUUAGUGUUCUUUAUUUAUUGACAGAAAUUGCAGCGAUGUUUUUCCACACCUUUAUUUUCUCUUUGUCUUUGUAGUAAUUGCUAUGUUGUUUAUAUAUUGUUUUAACUUAAGAAACAAUGUUGUUAAAAAAGCUAAUGUUUCAUUUUUAUUGUUGGAAUUGGAAACCCCCCCCAAAAAUAUGAUUUUCGAAGGAAACUCAAACAAAUUUCUAAUUUCAAAGCCACUCACUACUAGCUUUUUAUUUAGUAUAUUCUUCUGGAAUAGAGCCUACUUCCUCAAGUGCAAUUUAUAUAUAUAUUUUUUGUUAUCUCAGUUAAAUGCAGCUUUUCUAGCAGUAUUUUUUACUCUAUGCCAUAUGUCAUAUGUGUCUUAUCUUGAUGAAAAAAUAAAUACUGCUUUUGA